Messenger RNA from Scatophagus argus, 7301 nucleotides. Its product is annotated as transducin-like enhancer protein 4. Gene Ontology annotation, cellular component: nucleus; transcription regulator complex. The coding region runs from base 550 to 2862 and encodes 770 amino acids. The record is from RefSeq and is a predicted model, not a curated record. NCBI's taxonomy places the organism in Eukaryota, Metazoa, Chordata, Actinopteri, Scatophagidae. Gene Ontology annotation, molecular function: protein binding; transcription corepressor activity. The transcript has 20 exons. Gene Ontology annotation, biological process: negative regulation of canonical Wnt signaling pathway; regulation of DNA-templated transcription.
GUCAAGGUACGGGCUCUUAUAAAUGUUGUGAAUAUGUAAUUGCGCUCGUGCGACUGGCUGCUUCUAAAUUUGGCUUCGCUGGGGCAGGCUGCCACAGUCUGUGAGGUGGUCGCUCUGCCGGUGCUCUAUGAGGACGCGAACUGUAACGGAGGCUGUAGGAAAUUAACCGCGGAGGAGAAGCUCAUUCGAGGACAAGCAGGGUCAUGAUGUGCCAGAGGUCGAUGCUUUGUAGGUAAAAUCAGAGAAAACAGAGGAUUCGCUGUUAGUUCAGAAGGACAAUAUUAAGCUUUGUGCGCACAGAAUAACGCGCUGGAGAUUUUGGAGAAAACCGAGGCAAGUCCUGCUUUGAUUGUCUCACUGAAUGGACUUUUCAAAUACUGUGUAAAGAAAUGACGGCCGGCCACAGGUUCGAGGAUGUUUCCACUCAUCACGGAACCUGCCCAUAGCCCACAAGCCGGUCACUGACUGACCUUUUACGCACGGGGAACGAUCCGUGCUCACACAUUUUGUUUUCGUGUUUAUGUGGAUGAACUUUGCAAUACAUUUUUAAUGAUUCGAGAUCUGAGCAAGAUGUACCCACCGGCACGGCAUCCGGUCCCUCACCAGCCGGGGCAGCCGUUAAAGUUCACUGUCACCGAGUCCUGUGACCGGAUCAAGGAGGAGUUCCACUUCCUGCAAGCCCAGUAUCACAGCCUGAAACUGGAGUGUGAGAAACUGGCCAGUGAGAAGACUGAGAUGCAGAGACACUAUGUCAUGUACUACGAAAUGUCAUACGGGCUGAACAUCGAGAUGCACAAACAGGCCGAGAUCGUCAAACGGCUGAAUGCAAUCUGUGCCCAAGUCAUCCCCUUCCUCUCUCAAGAGCAUCAGCAGCAGGUGGUGCAGGCGGUGGAGAGGGCCAAGCAGGUCACCAUGGCUGAACUCAACGCCAUCAUAGGACAGCAGCAGCUCCAGGCGCAGCACCUCUCCCACGGCCACGCCAUCCCCAUCCCACUCACGCCACACCCAACAGGCCUCCAGCCCCCCCUGCCCCCCGGAGCCGGUACUGCCAGCCUGCUGGCUCUGUCCUCUGCCCUGAGCCACCAGCUGCCGCUCAAAGACGAGAGGAAACACCACGACAACAACAGUGAACACCCGAGAGACAGAGACUCAGUCAAGAGCUCAUCUGUGUCUCCCUCGGCCAGUUUUCGCACCGGUGAGAAACACAGGAGUUCAAGUGAUUACUCAUCUGACAACAAGAAACAGAAGACAGAUGAUAAGGAGUUGGCUUCCACACGCUAUGAAAGUGAUGGCGAAAAGAGCGAUGACAACCUAGUAGUGGACGUCUCCAAUGAGGAUCCAGCGUCUCCCAGAGGAAGUCCUGCCCACUCACCUCGAGAGAACGGGUUGGACAAGCGUCGCCUGUUGAAGAAGGACGCUCCACUGAGCCCCUCCUCCAUCGCCUCUUCCAGCAGCACACCUUCAUCCAAAUCCAAAGAGAUUAAUUUGAAUGAGAAAUCCACCACGCCUGUGUCCAAGUCCAGCACCCCGACAUCCCACGCUGAUGCCCCGACACCCAGCAGCACCUCCACCCUGAGGACUGCGUCCAGUAAACCGUCAGGAGCCGAGACAUUGGCUCCUGGUCUCCGUACGCCGUUGGCAGUGCCGUGCUCGUACCCCAAUCCGUUUGGAAUGGUCGCCCACCCGGGUAUAAACGGAGAGCUGAGUGGAGCAGGGGCAGCCUACACCGGCCUGCAUAACAUUUCUCCGCAGAUGAGUGCGGUGGCUGCUGCUGCAGUGGCAGCUUAUGGACGCACACAAGUGGUGGGAUUUGAUCCUCACCACCACAUACGUGUCCCUGGCCUUCCUCCCAGCCUGUCAGGCAUUCCUGGUGGAAAACCGGCCUACUCCUUUCAUGUGAGUGCUGAUGGACAAAUGCAGCCCGUGCCUUUUCCUCCGGAUUCGCUGAUCGGUCCUGGCAUCCCCCGGCAUGCACGACAGAUCAAUACUCUCAACCAUGGGGAAGUGGUGUGUGCUGUCACCAUCAGUAACCCGACGCGUCAUGUCUACACUGGCGGCAAGGGCUGCGUAAAAGUGUGGGACAUCAGUCAUCCAGGCAACAAGACUCCUGUAUCCCAGCUGGACUGUCUUAACAGAGAUAACUACAUCCGCUCCUGUCGGCUACUUCCGGAUGGUCGGACUCUAAUUGUCGGAGGAGAGGCGAGUACUUUGUCAAUCUGGGAUUUGGCUACACCGACUCCACGAAUCAAGGCUGAACUGACUUCAUCAGCGCCUGCGUGUUAUGCUCUGGCCAUCAGCCCCGACUCCAAGGUCUGCUUUUCCUGCUGCUCCGAUGGAAACAUAGCCGUCUGGGAUCUUCAUAACCAGACUCUGGUUAGGCAGUUCCAGGGCCACACCGACGGGGCCAGCUGUAUAGACAUCUCUAAUGAUGGGACCAAACUGUGGACUGGAGGCCUGGAUAACACCGUACGGUCCUGGGACUUGAGAGAAGGACGACAGCUGCAGCAGCACGACUUCACCUCCCAGAUUUUCUCACUGGGACACUGUCCAACUGGAGAGUGGCUGGCAGUGGGGAUGGAGAACAACAAUGUGGAGGUCCUACACGUCACCAAACCUGACAAGUACCAGCUCCACUUGCAUGAAAGCUGUGUGCUGUCACUCAGAUUUGCUCACUGUGGGAAGUGGUUUGUGAGCACAGGGAAAGACAAUCUGCUCAACGCAUGGAGAACCCCAUAUGGAGCCAGCAUAUUCCAGUCAAAGGAGUCGUCUUCAGUGCUGAGCUGCGACAUCUCCAUAGAUGAUAAGUACAUUGUGACAGGCUCAGGAGAUAAGAAAGCAACUGUCUACGAGGUCAACUACUAGGAGGACUGAGGCCGUUCAAUGACAAGGCCAUCCUUCUGCCCAAGCACUCUGCAAUGUCUCCCAUGUCACCCGCCUACAGUUUUUAAUGUGUACAAAAUGGAUUUGAAUGGAACUAACCAAACAGACCAAGUCUUUCUUGAACAAUGACCUUUUGACCUUUUAGCCAGUCAUGGAUGAAGAUGAACAAACAGAAACUGAGCACAGAGAUUUUUUUUUCUUUUUCUUUUUGUUAAUGAGUGGCUUUUUGUUGUCGUGAAGAUUAAUGAAUGUCCUUGUGCACUGAAUCUAGAGAGGAUGCUGUUACACUAUACAACAUUCCUUUGCACUUUUAGAAGUCUGCGAUACUGACAUUUUUUCUCCAACACCCUUGCACUGACAAGCAGCCACAUUACAAGCGUCAUUGUUCACAUAUUUCAUAUCUAAACCAAAAGAUGUUUAAAAAGAAUCAAGGCAGAAUAAUUCCCACCUGACAGCAGAAUAACUUCUCUGAAAACUUCUGAUUUGACACAAGUUAAACAUACUUGAACAUGUCAGCACUUGAAAGAGUUAUUAUUGGGUUAACAUAAAAAUCACAGGAAAGAAGAGGCAGCGGUGACAAGCUCUAAGAGUUUCCAUGCCACUGUUGUCUCCUCAGAGCCUGCUGCCGACCAUAUUCCACAUCCUGACAUACUGCUAGGAGCACAGGGGAUAUGCAAGGGUAGCCAUCAGGCAUACAUUAACAUGUGGUUGAAAGCAAAUACAUUCAGAUCUUUAUUCAGUGGUCUUUUCAGUGGUCUUUACUCUUGUGGGUAUGACAGUUUUGUUUUUUUGGUUAUUUUGGUUUGGUUUCUCUAGUUUUCAGGUGCUGUAUGUUAACAGACCAAAUUUGCCUUUUUUAAUAUCAGUACAGUUUUAUUAGGUUGUUGUUUGUUGUCUUCAUCUUAAUCAGUAAAGUUAGCCUUCCACAUGUGAAUUACAUCCAAUUUUCAUUAGUUUAGCUUAGUAUGUCAGCGUCAUCACUUCAAAAAGCAGUGACUUGAUUACAUUUAGCUCCUUCCAGAACUACCCCAUGAGAUAGUUAGCUUAGCUUAUAACAAAGAUGGGAAAGGAACAGGAAACAGAUAGCCUUGUUCUAACCAAAAGCUCUUCCAGAGAUGUAUACAAGCAGUAACUUUGCAAACUUUCACAAACUCUCUGAGCUUUUAGUUCGUUUUGUUAAAAACUAAACUAAUUUAAACUAAUUAAACUAGUUAAACUAAUUUAUUCAGAUCGUUUGCCUUGUUAACUUCAUUCAAAUGAAACAUAAAUUAAAUAAAACUCACCAAAACCAUCGUGGUUUGUCUUUCCACAAUGACCUCUGUGAAAAUAUGAAAAGAUUUCGGCCCUACACACCACUGAUUUGUAACGCCAUUUAAUUUAACAUUAAAUACUUAUAGCAUUAAAUAUGCCCAUGGAAAAUAAAGGUGGCAUUAGGGACCUCUCCUGAAAUAAAUCAAUGUGGAAUUAUGAAUUGAAGCCUACUGAAAUAACAAUAGUCAUUUGCAAAAUGUUCUUUUUGAAAUAAAAACCAUUUUAUUUAUUGAUUGAAUUAUAUUUACUCAUUUGUAUAUUAAUAUGUAUUUAUACAUGCAUUUACUCUUAUAUUUCAGGAUCUAUUUCAUGGGCAUAUUUAUUUUUUUAAUAUUCGAUUAAAUGGCAUUUGGUAGGUACGACUCUUCCUCCCUGCUCCUUUUCCGCGUCACCCCCUGUGGUCAGAGGUCGUGGUCCUGUAACACCCAAGUCAACUAUAGGGCAGUAGCUAUGGCAAAGAUAAUUACAGCAAAGAGUAUAGUGGGCAGCACCUUAUAAAGUACAACUUGCCUUCAUACUUUAGUUUUUGUACUGACAAAAGCAGGAUAACUUAACUUAAUGAUUUUUAGAGGUGCUAGUAAGCAGAUUAUUUUUUUUCUUACCUUUGGAUAAACCAGGCUAGCUGUUUCCCUUUGUUUGGUUAGCUAAGCUAAGCUAAGUGGCUUCUGGCUUCAGACAUGAGAGUUGUACAGGAUCAGUCUUUUCAGGUCACUCUCUGCUCACAAGCAAUUAAUCAUAUAUCCCAAAGUAUAGCUUGUGUUUGUUUGUGCUUCUUCUCUACAUACUGUGUUCAUUGAACAUUUGCAUUUUCUCUCGUAGUUCUGAGUGAGGUUUGAGCCCAGUCUUUGGAUGUAUGUGUGUGUUUUGACCCUCUGGGCACUGAGCGAACAACAACACCGGAUUGCCCUCAGUGCCCUCACGACUGUAUGACCCUUGCACUUGGUUCUGCCCACUCAGUUCAGACUCCUCUGGAUGCUCACUGGAUUCUGUCGGACAGAUUUCAGUAAAAAACUGUUUGAUUGGUGUUUGGAGGUCAAACAGCCUUUCAACUCCCGCCUGAAUCGUUUUGUUCGGACCAUUGGACGCUUCUGUGGUGGUUAAAGAUACGUUUGUGAUUUCUCUUGGAUUUCCUUCUGUUGGCUUGUAGAAAUAACACAGUGCCUUUAUGCUGCUAUGCUUCUGACUCCAUUGUGCACUGCUGAGUGUUUAAUUACACCGAGAUAGAACAUGAAGGACUGCCGUUGAAGUGGUUUGUAAAAAUUGCUGUUCCUGAGUGUACAUCUCGCAUUCAAGGAACCAUUUUAGUAAAAAGAUCAUCAAAGUAAAACAAACCAAUAACCCAGAUUACCCAGCCCGGUUUGUAUCACUUGUCUCUUGUCCAUUUGGAAGUAAUCCAAACUGUUCUUUAUUUCUCCUGCUUUGCACGUGAAAUACACUAUUCAUGGCUGCUGCUGAUUCAGUCUGGUUGUUUGAAGCAUGGUGCCAUUAACCAGAUGUGUUGAUGCUACAGUGUCCUUCACUGUACUUUGCUUUCUGCUUUCAAGCUUUGUUCUUGUUGCUAUUGCAUUUCUGCUGCGUGGCUACAGCCCCACGCCCAAAAGACCUUAAACUGCAACAAGUCAUUUACAUCAGUAGAUAUUGACAGAGAUGUAAAUCACUGCUAAAUUCAACAGCAUCAACUGGCCUUAAUUUUAACCUAAACAAUCAUUUUAAAACCUUAACUUAAUUUAACCAUUUAGAGGCUCAUUUAAAAAAUGUUAUUAUUUUAAAUUGUCUGCCUAAACCCAACCUCUUAGUUUAGCUACUGCUACUAUCUACCUAAGGUUAUUUUAAGACGAGCUGAGUGAUCUUGAAAACUACAAACAGAACUUUAAACAGAGGCUGAUUAAUGUAUAAAAAACUCUAUUUUAAUCCCAGAUUUUGCAUAUCAUAGCUUUAAUUUCCAGUGUUUUUGUUGUUCAUGGGAUUAAAAUAAAAACAAAGCUAACCUCAUAUGUGCUAUAACAUGUAAUUGUCAUGUUAAUGUCAUUGAUGUGAUACAGUCCCUCGUUUUCCUUAUCUGUUACAAGAGCAACCACUGCCAAAUUUAAAUGUGUGUCAUGGUUUUUCUCUUGGAUUCACUUUUCAAACUGUUAAAGAGGUCUUAAUGCUUAAUAUAGACAUUAAUUGCUGAAAAGCUCAGGUUAUGUCAGCCUGGCACCCACUCAUGCAAGUAUUAACACCUCUGUAGGUUUCAGAGAACAUGUCUUUGCAGAAAAAGUCCUCAGACUGUGUGACACUGGAAAGAAAAGUUAUUUUUUUUUCAUCAGUUAAAUGCCAAGGAGAGAUUUGAAAGAUGGUCAGUUCUUUGUAAAUUUUUCUUUGCAGUACAAUUUUUUUCAGCUGCGACAGGCAGAUCUCCAUUUCAAUUGAAUAAAUUACUGAUAAUAGCACUGGUGUGAAUGCGGGCGGACAUUUUUUCAGUGAAGGCACCUCUGUUUGGUACAUGAGAGAUGACUGAUAUUUUUUUAAUUUCUUUGACAGCCAAACACAGCGGCACCGUACAUUCUGAUGGAUUGGUCGUGAUUUUGGUUUGUUUUUCGGAGUAUUUGCCUUAUUCUGUGCAUUCUCUCUAAAUCUGAAACAUUUCUGCAGUCAGCUACGCUUUCACAUGAAAAUGACGAUUCAUUCACCAUGCUGUCAUUGACUGGCCAGCUGCAUUUUCUGCUCUUGAAUGAGUCAUAAAAUCUGUACUUUCUGUACUACAUAGCUACUGCAACAUUCACCUCAAUUUAUGAUGAAAAAUAUGAAAUACACUUUGGUUAUACUUGCGCUAAUAUCACAAUUAAGACCUCAGUGUUUCUCGUCUCAUCUGAUUGCUGCAAGUUAGCUGGCUAAUGUUACCUAAUGUGACACAGAAAUGAGGUUACGUACAGUAAUGAUGUAUAGAACAUUUAGCUUGACCGAAGGUAUGAAGGUAUUAUAAAUUUACUGUAAACAUGUAACUAUUCACGCUUACGGUGGAAAGAAACUUCCUUUUGCUAGUUGAGCUUUUCUCCCUUCUUCAAUACAAAAUGCCUUUGUCCUCUUUUUUCUAGUCUGUGGUUGGUUUUAUUAAAUUGUUGUGUGGA